AUGGACUGGGCUUCUAUUUGCCAAAAUUCCCUCUAUCUUUUCAAAGUAGCUAGUGGACAGAAAACCUGUGGUAAUGUCAGACUGGUUCUUCGAGGUUUUGCAUGUAGAUUCGUGUGAGUGGUUAAAACCAACCUUUGGAUCCUCAAAAAAAGGUCCAUUUCCCCUGAAUAGAGAUGGCCCUUUGAUGGAGUUACAGAUACAAAGGUUAUAUGAACAUUUUUCCGGGAACAACGUUGUUUCCAUGGAAUGGCGGUGUUCCCUGAAUAGAGGUGUCACAAAAGAGAGGUUCCACUGUACUUAGAAUACUCUCUUGGAAAGAAAAUCUUAAAAUUUUCUCACUUCGAUAAAGCUGAAAGCGCUCAGUCCCCGUGGAACUUGUGGAGUUGAUUACCGGCAGAUUUAUAAAUUUGUUCCCCAUUAGUUAUUUAUCUAUCUAUUUAUUUGGUUUCACCGCGCAAAGCCUAGAGUCUUGUUAAGUUUCGAUAAGUUUUCUGGUCAUGACACGAUCGACACCCAUCCAGAGAUUGGUCUCGUGAAUGGUAAUAAAAAUUUACAGCGUUACUCAGCUAGCUUUUCGCUAAAAAGAAAAGAAAAAAAAAAACAAGACCAACUUAAACAUGUUGAUUUCCAAUAGAAUUGAUCUGUGAUGAACAGAAAUAAAUUAUUUACCCCGUUUGACUGCAACACACCUAUUUGUAAAUGGUGUAAUGAAAAAUUCACAGUCCUCAUUCCCAGUCUUUUUCUUCGUCAUGUGUGAUCCUCAAACACCUCGGUGACGCUUACACGAUAAGCAUUUGGAAUUAAUGAGAGGAUCGUGGAGAUCGAAAAAACUAUGGAAAUUGUAAAGGAAGAUUUUCUUUGUAGAAAGCACAUUCAGUUCUUUAAACGAUGCUUAGAAGUACUGCCAUCGCCCUAUAGCUCUUUAGAUACCAGCAGGUUUGUUUACUUGCCAUCGAAUGGCACCUAGCGGAUUUUAUUAUACUCUUCCUUAAGCAAAUUUUUGCGUUCUACACUACUGUCAGACAGAUUGGCCAUCACUACGACUGUCACAGUAUUUCUUCUUCAUUCCUGAUGUUUUGAUGACUUUUGCAUACGGCUUUCGAAAUAUUGAAGAAUGAUCUGUAAGCCCGGCUAACUUAAAUGAACUUUCUCAUUAACUCUUUUGAAGAGUUAAUUGAGCUCUGUAACAUACACUGUCAUUUACUCUUUAAAACAACAGGGAUGGAUGUCAGUCCGGAAUUUAUCAAUAUUGAUUUUCGAAGUUGACCAGGCUUUUUCGGAGCAAUUUGUAACUUAUCAACUCUGUGUGAACUGAAGGCCUGUUAGAUGUAGAAAUUUUUGGUUUGGUGGAAUCAUGUUAAGGAAUGUCGUUUUUAAGUAUAUAUUUAAGCAUGUUUAUUUAUUUUUGUAUUUAAUCAUUCAUUUAUGUACUGAAUAAGACUUUGAAAAUUUGUCCAGAAACAAUGUAGAAGAUUAAGAAGAUUAAUCACUUCAUCAUAGGUGUUUUUGUUUUACCUCAGAUAAUGUGAUAAUUUUAUUUUGUAGAAUAACUGUGGCAUUCUUUGCUCUUUCUGGUUUGGAUAUAUUGAAUUCACUUGACUCAGUUGAAAAUGACAAAAACAACAUUAUUGAAUGGAUAUACCAUAACCAAAAGCUUCCUAGUGAAUCUGGUAAGUAUUUUUCAGUUGUAUUGACUCAGUUGUACUGAUUCAUCGAAAUACCAACACUAGUCAGUUAUAAGUAGUCCCUGUUUACACAGAUACUGAGGUUGUCCAUGAUCUAUCAUCCCAUUGUAACAAAGUAUGAAAUAUGUGCCUGGCUGUGUGUUUUUAAUUACAUGUAUGUUCUAAUUGCUUUUUUCCUUAAUUGUGGUCAUAGCUUACUACUUUUGGUUAUAAAUGCUUCAUCUAUCUGCAACCCUUUAAAUCUUAACAACAGUAUGCAUAUUCUCCAUUCUGUUCUCCAUAGAUUUCCUAAGGUUCUGACAAGGAGAAUUUAAUUCACAAUUAAGAGCUUCUUUAGUUUGGUGAUUCAGUGGUGACAUUGUAAGAAGAAAUUAGAUGUUAAUCACUUUGAGGGGUCAAAGGGUUUAAUUCUUUGUAAAGCAUUUGGAGUUAAAAUGCAUAUAAAUUUAUUAUAAAUUUUUUUCUUUAGAUAAUUCAAGUAUAUUUAGAUGCGGUUUCCGGGGAUCAUCAACAACAGCCUGUGACAGAAUGCUCUCACAGGUACAGUUAUUAUAAAUUGUUGCAUUUUGGUUUACAGACAGACUUCUUUUGCUGUGGUUUUGUUGUUCCCACUUCAAAGGAAUUAAGUAGAUACUAGGUAACAAUUACCUUUAUCUUUUAUAUAGUGUUAUUGUUCCCACUUUUUAAAAAAAAUUAGAUGCCUGUUAAUAACAACUAGGUUUUUUUCAUUCAGUGGGAAAUGACUUUGUUGGAAAUAUUUUACCAGGUAGUAAAUCUUAGAAAAUAUCACGAACUUAGCUGAAACUGUGUUAUGCAAAAUCACUGAGUGUAGGAGUGUACAAGGGGUUUGGUGACUGUCAGUUCAUUUUCACUUUAGGGCAAUUGAUAGGGUGAGUUCUAACUUAAACUUUUAACUCCUAAUUAUGACCAGGACAGAAUUUCUACUACAUUAUCAAUACAGUAUCAAGCAUACAAGUGUCAAGAAUAGAGAAGAAAAUUAGGGAACUACAAGUUGAUACAGUACCAAAUUCUCCAAAUUGAUAUCAUAAGUAUUUUAUGGCAGGCAGUAAGGAUGAGAUCUUGGGAGUGAGAGGGUUAAAGUUAUUUAUGUCUACAGGAACCACUUUGUGCAGUGAUUGAGUGAUGGUAACCUCUAUCAAUAUGCUUUUUGGUGUUCAGAUCAUCCCUGGGCAUUUAGUUCUUGCAUUUAAUGCAUGUUCUAUCAGACAAGCUUAAAAUUGUCUCCCUAUUCUCAGCAUUUUGCAUUCUGUAAGGUUUUUGUUCUCCAUCUUGUCAGCUCCCUUUAGAUUGGGUUUUGUCAUUGUAAGUUCAGUUCAUGCAAAUAUCAUCAAGUUUCUUAUUAUUUUUCAUUGUAAUGAUGAUCUUCUUUCAACAGAAGUAAAGGUUUCUUUUUUAUUUAAAGGAUGUUUGUGAGUAUGACUGUAGUCAUAUUGCUAUGACUUACACAGCCCUGGCCAGCCUGCUUAUUUUAGGAGAUGAUUUAUCAAGAGUGAAUCGACCAGCCGUAAUUGCAGCUCUGAAGGCCUUACAGCUUCCUGAUGGCAGGUCAGUGAUCUGUUUUUAUGCAGCUAUACGAGUAUGAUUAUUAUACAGUUGGACUAAUAACUUUGUCAUUUAACCCUAUAACUCCUGUUAGUGACCAAGACAGAAUUUCUUGUUACAAUAUCAAGAACACAAGUGAUUAGGAUAAAGAAAAAUAUCAGUGAGGGAAUUAUAAUUUUUUUCUGAACCAAAUUCUUAGAAUCAACAACAUAAAAAUUGUAUACCAGAUAGUAAGGAGAAUUACUAGUAAUAUCUUGGGAGUAAAAGGGUUAAGAAAUUGAAUGUAAAAUCAUAUUUAUUCACUGGUGCAUGUGCAAGAGACUCUGCUUGAAUUGAUAUUUUUUGUGAAAUUUCCAUAAUUAUUUAAAUGUCAGUUCUUUAAAUGUGAAAAAUAUGUAAAAUAGCAUUUUACCUUUAUAAUUCACCAAUGAAUAAACCUGGUGAGCUUUCGCAUGAAAAUAUAUCUUCCCUCAAAUCAAAUCGAAGGAUUAUUUGGGUUCAGCCUCUGUAAAUGAAAUUCAAGCCCUUCACUCUGCUACUCACUGGAUUUGUUCUUGUUCUUCCAAGCUCAUAUUUUAUGCUGUGCUAGUCUGCCUGGUCUAGUCUGCCUCCAGUCAUUUGAUAUUUUUAAACACAUUUGUUUCCAAUUUUGUUGGUAUAGGCCCUGAAAUGCCCUGUUUGAGAAGAGGUCAAUUAAGUAUAUAUAAACAGUUAGUGGUACAGGUGGCUUAAAUUUGUAUUUUUUACCACAUGGUUUUACAGCUUCCAGCCCACAAUGGAUGGUAGUGAAAAUGACAUGAGGUUUAUCUACUGUGCCUGUUGUAUAAGCUACAUUUUAAAUGACUGGAGUGGAGUGGACAUUCCUCGAGUUGUUCAGUACAUCAAGGAAAGCAGGGUAUGAAUAUUUGUACUCAAAUAUCAUUACAUUGUGCUUUUCUUGGAACUUUGAGAAUCUUGUUUGUACAUAUUACAAACAUUGCUUAUCAACAAUAAAACUUAAAAAGUGACAAUAAAACUUUAAAAAAGUGACCUUCUCCUCUCAUUUUUUGUUCUUUAGUCAUAUGAUUUUGGAUUUGGUCAAGGACCUAGCUUGGAAGCUCAUGGUCAGUUAUAAUGGAACAGUUUUCUUUCUAUUAGGAGUUAUUUAAUAUAAUUGUGGUAUUGACUUAUCAAAAAUUUUAACUUUGAUUAACAUAAUUCACAUUCAAGCUGAUUGUUAUCCCCUCCCUGUUGCAAACUGGGUCAAAGGAACCUCUGGCAUAACAUUCAUUAAAACAAUUUUAAUCCUUUUAAACAUUUAUGUGCACUGUGCAAGAUGAUUUACAUGUGUUGGGUUCAGGAAUUAUCUGGAAUGUCACCGGAAAUUGUGGCCAAGAUGCUCACUAUCAUGGACUUAAGUUAGAAUUUCUGCUAAAAGAGAGAUGAGCUACAAAUGUAUGGGUUAGUGGCAUUCACCUCUAUCCCCUCCUUGUGCUAGUGAUUAAAGUGAAGCAAUAAUCAGGCAAAACCUUUUAAUGAAGUUUCAACAAGGAGUUAUUGAUAAAAACCUUUCACCAGCCAAGUUUGAGCUCCCUACUGUUUGUAACAGACAAAGUUAUUUCCAUUGGAUUUAUGGCCGAAGAGGAACUGGGCAUACCAUAAAUCAGAGCAUGAAAAACCAGGUGCAGUGACAACUUACAGUAUGAACCAAGAAAAUGAGGGUAGUAAAAUAUUUAUCAUAUCUCUGAGUUCAAAUAGUGGGGAAAGAUUUCAACUCAAACAAACUUAUGUACAUAGAGGGCUGUACAGUGAAAUACAGCCAGCUAAAUUGAUUAAUCGUAGUACACAUAUAAACUGUGAGAUACCAGAUAUAAUAAGAUAAGCUAUGUGAUAGGAUGAUAUAAUAUGAGUGUCUUUUCUUUAAUAUUAAUUAAUCUAUUCUUAUGGUCAUUACUUUAAAGGUGGGUCCACAUUUUGUGCUUUAGCAUCUCUUGUGUUAAUGGAUCAGCUUGAUUCCUCCUUUGAGGCCAAAGAACUUGAAAGAAUAAAGAGGUGGUGUCUAGUGCGUCAGAAGUCAGGCUUCCAGGGUCGCCCCAAUAAACCAGUUGAUACAUGUUAUUCCUUUUGGGUUGGAGCUUCAUUAGAGGUAUGAAGUUAAGGACUAUUGAAAUUUGUUAAAAUAUGUUAAUUACCAGUACAUGACUAUGAUCCUUAUUAAGUGCCUCUCUCAAAUGCUCUUCUGCUUUGAAUCUGAUGGAAAAUGCAUUUAGCCUCCUUUUCUUUGUGAUAAAUGGAAUUCAGAUUUAUGGAUGGAGUAAUUUACAAUAGACCUUCACUUGUCCCUAUCAGAAGCAAUGACACUAAGUUUCCUUUGUAUGUGUUUUUAGUUACUUGGUGCAUUCUCAUGCUUGGAUUUCCCAGCCAAUCGGGAGUACCUUAUUUCAGCCCAAGCAACAAUGACAGGAGGCUUCAGCAAGUGGCCUGGUAACCAUCCUGGUAAGACAGUCAAACUUAGCCCUAAGAAAGACACCAAGUUUAACUAUUGCACAGAUUCAGGUUAUCAAUUUAUUGUAGACUGUUGUAAAUCUAUGAUGAACAUACAGUACUGUUUCUUUUUCAGAUGCUCUGCAUACAUAUUUUGGACUUUGCGGGAUGUCUCUGAUGCAGGAACCUGGCUUAAAUUCAAUUCAUGCGGCAUUGAAUAUUACACAGAGAGCUGCUAAUCACUUAAAUAAGUUACACAAGCUAAUGAAUAGAUGAUAACUGUUUUGGUAUUUGUUUGUUAUCUAUUUUUAUGGAUGCAAAAAUUAGUAACCAAAUUUUUUUAGAACUUGAAAAGCUGGCACACACACAAAUAGGCUAUUGAAAGGAAAGCCCAUAGUGAAGAUUUCCUGGAAGGGCAUACAUUCUGAGGGGCAGAGAAUGCUCUCAUUUUGGGAAUUGUGAUGAGUGGAUUUACGUGAUAAGCCAAGAGUCAAGAUGUUGAUUGCACUAGGAGCAUUUCUUCCCUAAGUUUCUCUAAAUUUCAAGCAGUUAGUCUCUGAGAGAAAAAGGUUUAAGACAUGGAUGUCACCUUGGCUUAUUCUCCCUGAGGAAUGUGCAACUAAACACUGAGAAGUGAUAUAAGCACACAUACAUGUUAUGACGUUUCCGUGGGCUGUAAAGAGAAAAUUUACCUUUGACACCUAGGGAAGGUCUCAGACAAUUUUUAACUACUUAUUAGUAAAGGCACUGUAGUGUUUCAUGUAAAUUUAGUGACAAAAGUGAUAUAAAAUGUUACUGGAAUUUCAAUGUAGUAGGUGACAUAAUAAAUCUAAUCCAAUGCAUGAUCAUUGCCACUCAAAUAAAUUUUGUUUUAAUGGAUGCUUGUCAAAUAACUACUGACACCAGAACAGUUGUUUCUUUAUUUUCAUUUGUGAGAUUCAAUUUGUUACUCUCUUGGCGACUUUCUUGCUAGAAUCUCUGAUAUCAUAACUAAAAAUUGAUCAUCAAUAUUGUUGUUAAAAAUAUGAUUACCGUAUUUAUUACACCCAUUUUGAAAUCACUGGUGGUCCCUGUAAUCUGAUUGGCUCUAAUUGGUGUGAUUUAUUCUUGAAUCCCACCAUUUUUUGCUUUAAAUUGCAUCUUUUUCCCAACCAAUGAGGAGGCUACACUAAAAACAAAACAACCAAUCAGAUUUCAAGGUUUACUGAAAAUAACCAAUCACAUUGCAGGGAAAUGAAGGGCAACGAGUAUCACGAGGCAAAUUUUGCAACUUUUGUUUCCAAAACUCUUAUUAAACCAAGAAAACAUUUGAAUCAUGACACAACCAUGCCAUCAGACAACUUGAUGUUCAAAGUCAUUAAGGGUUUUACUUCAUUUAAUCAAUAACAUUUAUCUGUUUCAUAGUGAUUGUUUAGUGCUACAACCUUGUGUGUGAGAGAACAUGGCCUGUUCCAGGUGUUUAAUUAGCAAACUGGGAUGAUGUUUGCAGUAGAGUGAAAAAGCAAAGGUGUGGGUAAGGAAUGAGACCUGACCCAAACAUCACUCCUUUUUUCACUGCUCUGCUACAAUUUUGGCAUUAGCUAUUGCACUUUGUUUUAACAACUGAAUGCCAGGAACAGGUUUGUUUAGAGCAUAAUCUAUGACAGAAAUUUUAGAGAUAGUAAAGCAAAUGUAAUGCAUACAGCCAGU
Pocillopora meandrina is the source of this 7400-nucleotide messenger RNA. NCBI's taxonomy places the organism in Eukaryota, Metazoa, Cnidaria, Anthozoa, Scleractinia, Pocilloporidae. The record is from the annotation of a GenBank genome assembly.